AUGACAACUGUCACAACUUUUCCGUCAAACAGCAAAAGGGUCGCCUGUUUCGCUGUCUCGAGAUUUUUCGUGCAGAACUUGUGGCUAACGCAAAUUACCUGCUAAACUAAACAACGUAAAGAUGUCCGAAGUCGCACCAAGAAUCCCGAAGCCGGUUCUCCGUGGUCUCCACAAUGCCACCAUCAAGCGCAACCUGAUCGUGUCGAGCGUUCUCUGCACGAUUGCCGUCGUUGCAAUGAAGGUGAUGCACAACGAUCCCAAAGUGCGUGACUAUGCCGAAUUCUACAAGACCUAUGACGCAAACAAGGCUUUCCAGCGCAUGAAGGAUGCUGGUCUCCUGCAAUCGGUCAAGGAUUAAGGAGUGAGCUGCACUAAUUAGUAACUUGGACAGCGGUUUGUUGAUUAUGGGGCAGUGGUUUGUGGUACAAUAAAAAUCCAUCAUAAACCCUA
Anopheles coustani is the source of this 450-nucleotide messenger RNA. Its product is annotated as cytochrome c oxidase subunit 6C-like. NCBI's taxonomy places the organism in Eukaryota, Metazoa, Arthropoda, Insecta, Diptera, Culicidae. The record is from RefSeq and is a predicted model, not a curated record. The coding region runs from base 122 to 358 and encodes 78 amino acids. The transcript is spliced from 3 exons.